GAGGGGGGCGGGUCCUGCCCCAGGUUGGCCGGAGACGAUCGCCCCCAGCUCCGCGGGCGGGACGCCCCGGGGGCGGGGCGGGGGCGGCGUGGCCACACCCGGCGGCCAGUCCCGCGCUUUCCGGGGCUCGGACGGUGUCUGCUGCGCGAACCCGGGAAGGAGCCAGCGAAUGAAUGACCCUCCGGCCGGGAUGGGGGCCCCGCGUCUCCGCCGAGCGACGCCCCUCGCGCACGCCCCCCUCCGCCUGGGGCGAGCCGGGCCCCCCCUGGCCGCGGGCCCCCCGAGUCCCGCCGAGGCGGCGGGGGCGAGCGGGAGCGCGGGCGGCGCCCCCGAGGCCUGCGGGGCCGCGGAGGAUCUGGACUCGGAGUCCUGGGUCCGAGAGAAAGUGCUCUUUCUGCUUCACCCGGAGCGAGGGCUGCGGCCCCGCGGGGACCCGGAGCGGGAGGAGGGGGCGGGCGAGGAGGCCCGGGGGUGCCCGUCUCCGCACUUACCUCGGGAAAAGCGGGCGCCGGGCCGCGGCGCGGACGCUCCCCCCGCCGCCCGGCCGCCGGACCGCGCCGCGCCGCCCAAGCGCGUGCUGGUGCGGGUGGAGGACUACCGGGCGACGCAGGAGCUGCAGCUGACCGAGUGGCCGCGGGGCUGCCUGGCCACCCGCACGGAGGAGCGCGCCGUGACCGUGGUCACGUUCCGCACCCACGGCGAAGCGGGUGGCGGGGCGCAGGGAUCCCUGGGCACGGAGAGAGGCGCCCCGAGUCCACGCUGCGGAGAGACGGUCUUUUCUCGGCCACGAGGCCCCGAGUCCCCAAGGAGAUAAACCCGGAGGAGGGGCUGCGGGGUGAUCGAAAAUUCUCAGGGACAGAAAACACUCCUCCCGGACCCUCACCCCGCAAUUAACCAACAGCGAGGACUUGGAGCGGCGCGCGCGGGCCGGGGCCGCUGAGCGCACGGACGCAGACGGGAGAACCGUAAGCAACGCACUACCUCUUCCUGUGGCUGAAACACGGUGAGGGCCUUGGCGACCUACGCCGUUCAGAAGGGAUUUUCCUGGUCCCAGCAGAACUUUGUCCUGUGAGGAGCCGGUGGAGUCUUACCAUUCACGGAGCCCUGGGAGUGAAUCGAGAGAACCGUGGCCAUUAUCAGUACUAAGAUGUCUCUGAGAAUGGCUGGAUGUUGGCUCUUUGGUCUCACUUCCACCGCACCGGAAAAUGUGAUCAUCUAAAGUUGUCUUAGGCGGAUGAAACCCAGCAAGGACUUCCCGAAGCCACCUGGCCGCUCAAGAGACCAUAGACCAGGGGUGGGCAAACUUUUUGACUCGAGGGCCACAAUGGGUUCUUAAACUGGACCGGAGGGCCGGAACAAAAGCAUGGAUGGAGUGUUUGUGUGAACUAAUAUAAAUUCAAAGUAAACAUCAUUACAUUAAAGGGUACGGUCUUUUUUUUCAAUAGUUUUAUUCAUUUCAAACGGGCUGGAUCUGGCCGUGGGCCAUAGUUUGCCCACGGCUGCCAUAGACAGUAUCAUAGUCACAUAACCACCAUGGAUCGGGCAAGUGUCAACCUCUCUUAGAACCUUUGUCCACAACCUUCAUCACUUUGAGAUUCAAUACAUGACUUGGUAUUGAGAGAGAGAGAGAAAGCUUUCUGUUAAAAUAAAACGUUAUGUCCACUGCAGACAAAUUAGAGAAAAUAUUUUGCUAGGGAAAAGAAAAAUAGAAUAAAAGAAAACAAACUUACCCAUGACCCUACAUCUCUUUUCAUAUUUGGUAUGUUUCCAGUCUGGUUUUAUUGCUUUCAUUCUAUUUUUAUAUAUGUAUAUGUACACCUUUCUGAGCAUAAACUAUAUAUAUAUCAAAGCUGAGUAUUAUCUUUACACAAACUAAUGUAUGCUGAUGCUUCUCAAGGUAUAGUCUGUGAGCCUGCAGCCUGGACAUUCUCAAGAAAGUUUAGAAAUGUGGAAUGUCAGGCCCACCCCCGAGCUGCCAAAUCAGAAUCUGCAGCUGACCAAUCCCUAGGGGAUUCACAUUAAAGUUUGAGAAGUCACAAAUGAAUAUAUACCAGACUUCACUCUUGUAAUCUCUAAAUGUUAGAGAUUGACAUGACAAUGUAUGUAUUUCUGUAUCCCACUUUGUCACUUAUAAAAAGUUUUUAUUUUCCCCUGU
Molecule: messenger RNA, 2155 nt
Organism: Myotis daubentonii (Daubenton's bat)
Lineage: Eukaryota; Metazoa; Chordata; Mammalia; Chiroptera; Vespertilionidae
Gene: C6H6orf141
Product: chromosome 6 C6orf141 homolog
Source: RefSeq, a predicted model, not a curated record